AUGAGCGAGGAGGAGGCGGGAGCGGCGGCCUUACCGACCCUCCUGCUGGCAGUGCUUUCACCGCCGGGCACAGGGGUCAGGACAAGACAGGCAGCAAAAAGGCAAGAGUUUGAGUGUGAGGGCUUCGCGGAUGACAUGGAGAGAACCAGAGACAGAGACGGUAUGUUGAGAAGGAGGCUCAUAGACUUGGAAAGGGAGAUGAAGGAUAUAAGAGAUAGAUUGGGGACACUGGAGAGAGAGGUGGACAUUCUGAAGACAGAGAAGGAUGUUUGGAAGAAUGCAUAUAAUGACCUGCACAAGCAGGACGUGUUUCACAAGAUCAUUGUCCCUUCCAUCACCAAGCACCAGAUCACCGAACUGAAGACGACACCACACAACGUGAAGGCUUUAAUCCUCCUCGACAAUGCCCCUGCCCACCCUGCCAAGGAGGAUUUAGUGUCACGAGACGGCAGGAUCCGUUGCAUGUUUUUGCCCGCCAACACCACCUCAAUCAUCCAGCCAAUGGAUCAGGGCGUCAUACAAGCAGUAAAGAUGCGCUACCGCCGGCACUUUAUGCAGGAAAUUCUGUGUGUGACGCUCACGGGGGAAGAAGAAGGAGACACCAGAGCCCAGAGGACAAUAGCAAACCUCAAGAGGUACAACCUGAAGACAGCAAUCUACAACCUUGAGAAUGCGUGGAAACAGGUGCCCCCUUCUACAACGGCCAAUGCCUGGAAUCCCCUGCUACGAGGCCAUGAGGAUAUGCGAGAAGUGUUUGAAGGAUUCGACCGGGAGGUGCGAGAGGUGAAGGAGGGCCCUGGGUGA
Molecule: messenger RNA, 804 nt
Organism: Eriocheir sinensis (Chinese mitten crab)
Lineage: Eukaryota; Metazoa; Arthropoda; Malacostraca; Decapoda; Varunidae
Product: tigger transposable element-derived protein 7-like
Exons: 2
Coding region: 1-804 (267 amino acids)
Cellular component (GO): nucleus
Molecular function (GO): DNA binding
Source: RefSeq, a predicted model, not a curated record